Molecule: messenger RNA, 7556 nt
Organism: Chilo suppressalis (striped riceborer)
Lineage: Eukaryota; Metazoa; Arthropoda; Insecta; Lepidoptera; Crambidae
Source: the annotation of a GenBank genome assembly
AAUUAACACAAAUAAUAUUAGAUAAUAACAACGCUAUGUAAUCUAUCAUUACAAUCAAUCAUUUUGAUAACCAUUCAGAAACAGCUCAGUAUUAAAGUGUCUACAGAAAUGUUCGAAUAUUUGUUAUUUCUUAUAGUUGUAUCUAAUGUGUUUUGUGAAGAUGUGGCCGAUUCCAGGAUUGUCGAACUGCCAGAAGGCGAUGUGCAAGGCGCAAAAUACUGGAAUGGGGAUAUUUAUGAAUUCUACGGGGUGCCAUAUGCGACUGCGCCGAAGGGGCGCGACAGAUUUAAGCCCCCUCUUCCAGUCACACCAAGAAAAACUAUUCUAACAGCGGACAAACAAUCAAUUAUGUGCCAUCAAACGUUUUACACCGGCGAAAAUGAAGAAGAAAUAUUCCUGAAUGGUGAAGAGGACUGUCUAGUCAUGAACAUUCUCGUACCUCUUAUUGCAAACAGGACGAAUUUAGUACCAGUGGUUGUAUACAUCCACAGCGGGGCAUUCGCCGGUGGCAGUGCUAAUAUGGGCAAGCUUCAUUACCUAGCAAGAUUAGGUGUAGUAGCCAUUACUUUCAACUACAGAGUUGGAGCUGUAGGCUUCGCUUGCCUAGGUACAGAAGAAAUUCCCGGUAACGCCGGUCUUAAAGAUCAAUUGGCUGCAUUGAAGUGGAUCAAAAAGAAUAUUGGAAGAUUUGGUGGAGACCCUGAUAAAAUUACGCUGGCUGGUUACAGUGUUGGUGCAACCAUGGCAGAAAUACACGCAUUGUCAAAACACACUAAUGGAUUGUUCGAUAAGCUAAUUUUGGAUAGUGGAUCAGCAUUAACCCCUUUUGCAAUCAACAGACAUCCAAUAACAACAGCAAGGAACAUAGCAUUGUCUUUUGGCUACAAUAUUACAGGAAAUAUCAAAGAUUUAACAGAGUUCUAUUUAAACGCUACAGAUACAGAUCUGGCAAUAAAAAGUUUAAAUUUUUUCUUGCCCAAUAGUACUUUUGGUUUUUCUCCUUGUAUUGAAAGUAUAGAAAAUAGCCCUGAACCUUAUUUGACUGAAUCGCCAUUAGAAACUUUGAAGAGAGGAGAUGUAAAACAAUUAGCUAUUUUGAUUGGGUUCACAAAAAUGGAAGGACUAAGUAGAUCCGGUCAAUUUGGCGCAUGGAAAAAAAAGAUGAAUGAAAACUUUGCUGAGUUUUUACCAGCAGAUUUGAUCUUCAAAGAUUUCAAAACGAAGGAAGAAAUUGCCAAAAUGGUGAAACAUUAUUAUUUUAAGGAUGAGGAAGUGACAAAUGAUAAGAAACGGGAAUACGUUGAUUAUUUUAGUGACUCUAUGUUUAAAUAUCCAAUAAUAAAGUCGCUGAUGUUACAAAGAGCAAUCACAACAAGACCGUUUUACGUUUAUGAGUUUUCAUACGUUGGUGAAUUAAGCACGCCACAUCAUUUUAUGGAUACUAUUAAAGGUGCCACUCAUAGAGACCAAGAUUCGUAUAUUUGGGAUUUCUAUGGUUUCACAAAAAACCCAGAAGAUAUGGACACAAGAGAUCGCAUGACAUACAUGUGGACGGAUUUUGUAAAGUUUGAAAACCCGACCGCAUAUGAAAGCGACUUGAUAGAUACAAAAUGGAAGGUAUACUCAAGGCAACAUCCCUACUACCUUUCGAUUGACAGAAAACUGGAAUUGAAGGUGGACCCGGUUCCCGAAUCUUAUCAGUUUUGGGACAAGUUGUACGAAAAAUAUUACUGGGACCCAACACAUCAGAAGCCAGACACAAUAAAGAAAUAAAAUAUAUGUAAUUUUUUCCCCACUAUUAUAAUAUAAAUACAUUGUCAAGAAUGUCUCCCCACUAUUAUGAUAUAAAUACAUUGUCAAGAUUCUCCCCAGGAGUAUUUUAUUAAUUUAUGUCUUUGGGUGUUACAAAUAAAAAAUGAGAAAGUUUUACAAGUAUCAAAUACUUCUUCGAAAGAAUUAAAUAGCAAUGUAAUUCAUAUAUCUUCAUUUUAACAAUUAACAAAGGUUUUUAUUCUGCAUUUAUGAAAAAAUAACCUGGGGAAUAAGACAUUCUAUUGAUACUAAAGAAAGUGAUAGUAAUUAGAAAUUAAUAGAAAUGAAUAGACGUAUUUGUGGGUUGACUGCGGUUCGAAUACCGUUCUUUGUAAAACAUCAAGACGAUUUAGAUAUCAAAUUGUAUCCACCGACCCUUACCACUAACCAAUGUCGAAUUCGAAUAGUUUGCGAGUGCGAAAUGUCAUUGUCAAAUGUGUACUGAAUUUUAGUUCUCGUUACGUCCGUUAUGGCGCUGCUGUUCAAGUUUCCAUACAAAACAUGACAUUGACAUUUCCCACUCGCAAACUAUUUGAAUUCGAUAUUGGUUCGUGCUAAGUACUUGACUGUAAUUUUUAAUCUUCCGCUUAUUUGCAAGAAUAUGAGAAACUUAGAAUUUUACAGAAAAAAUACUACGGAAUUUUUUUUUAACAUGACUCAGUGAGAGAGAGAGAGCAGUUGCUCGACAGCGUAUGUAACCUUAAGCUAAUUGAUCACUACUAGUUUUCUAUAAUUUAAUCAUAAAAAAAUGUAGGUACUAAGUUCAACUUUAAAAAAGUGAAUUGUCGCGGGCCAAACUUAUUUUCUAGAAGAAAAAUAAAAAAAAGAUUGAAUGUUUAAAAACGUUUUCACUCGCCGCGAGUAAAGAUUCAGAAUAUUACAAAUGUGAAAGUGUGUAUGUUUUUUACUCAAUCACGCAAAAACUACUUAAAAAAUGGCUGAAAGGAGAACAACCACUUUGAAUGGGGGGUUCCAAGUUCUUUAUAUAGGAGGAACAAAAAACUAUUGUAAAACUUAUUGUAAAUGUAUACUGCCAAUCUAUAAUUGGAUUCAAUCGCUAGUUGGGUUAAUGAGAUAUUUUGAUUUGAAUUUAAUUAAAAAUAAAAUAUAAUUUAAAUAUAAAGAGAGUUUUUUCGGAUGUAUUUUGUAGACAAAAUAAAUAUAUUUUUUAACUAAUUUGGAACAAUUUGGUGUCGACAAAGACAUAGCAGUCAAAAAUAUUCAAUAAUAGCAAGCACGCUACUAUGUUGGCAUAUAUACCUACAAUCAAAAUACGGAUGGUUGGCCAUAUUGAAAGUGAAGCUGUUUAUAUUUUUAAUAAUUCAUCAGAAAUUAUAACAAUAAUAUGCCGAGGGUCAAUUAAAGAAACAUGAUUACUUUUUUUUCUUUUUUUUUCAAUUUAUACAUUACUUCAAUAAAACAUUCAACUCAUGAUUAGUUGCAUUGAUUGUUUCGAAUAUAAUUCAAAUUCAAACUCAUUUAUUCAGUCUAGGCUGUUACAAGCUCUUGUGAAAGUCAAACGCUACGCCAUCAGUAAUAAUAGCAAAGCACGUUCUUUUAUACGCUAAACGCUACUUUCCUUUAUACGUUAAAGUUUUUAUACUAUUUUUUGAGUUUCACAACUAGCUAAAAAAAUACUUUUUAUAUUAUAUUAUAUUACUUACUUUUUAAUGCUUAACAUACUAUCGAAAAAUUAUGUUUGUACAAGAUCAGUACCAAAAUAGUUGUUCUUCUUUAAAACACGUAUAGUUUAUGACCUGGAUUGAAACAAACGAUACUUUCUAUUCCGGAAAAAUGUCAGGUUCCUGUGAGAUCCACAAAAAACUCAUGUUAAUUCGGUCGGAGUCGAAGGCGGCCGAAAUCUGGAACCGACGCCCAACGCGUUUGAAAAAAACUCCCUUUACCCCUUUAAAAAGUAUUAACAAAGAGUGGAUAUUGAGUAUGCUUCACCGGCACCUGCAUCGUUUGUACACUCGCCGUUUCAAAGUAUUUGCUUAGGGUAGGGGUGGCUAAUAACUAGUGAUGUAACGAAUAUUCUCAUUCGCGAAUAUUCACAUAUUUUUGAAUAUUCGCAUUCACAUUCGCAUUCGCAAAAUCUCCGAGAAUAUUUUGCGAAUAUGAAUAUUAGAAAAAAAAAACAAUUUGAAGAAGUUGUAGUUCAGCCUUUCCUUGAAUAUUCAUUGUUACACAGUUUGCAUUUAGCUCGUUCAGCAUCGCAAGUGUGAAAUAAGUCCAUGUUUCACUAGAAUUCGAUUUACUCAUGUUAAUAAAUCACUAUUACCACUCACAAUCACUAACCUCAAAAUUCACUUGUUUUGUUUACGGAAAGACCGGUGCGAGCGGAAUGGUACUUCAGUCGGAUGAGUUCAUAUCAACUCGGCAAUUCGAACGAGACUGCCACCAUGCCAUAGACAAUUGGCGCCAAUUUAAAAAAAAACUAAAUAUUCGAUUUCGCGUUCGCCAAUAUCGGUACCAGACAUUCGCAUCCACAUUUGCAUUCGCGAAUGUUCAAAAAAUGACAUUCGUUACAUCACUACUAAUAACACUCGUUUGGGGACGUCAGUCACAUUGCCAGCUGGCUCUAAGCGAUUACCUCAAAGCGGUUUAACUCGUAAUGAAGCGUUUUAUACUUUGGAACUUUAGUUUAUGAACGCUGCUUAGAUAAGCCGAUAAACAGAUUGUGACGAAAAAUUUAAGGCUAAUAAUUAAUUUAAAAUUAAAGGUAAAGAACGCACUGGCCUCUGUGCUUCGUGAUGCCUUAAUCAUCAUCAUCGGCCUGUUAAUGCAGGGGCACAGGCCUUCCCUAUGGAUGAAAUAGGGAGACUAGGCAUGGCCCACCACGUGGGCGCAGUGUGAAUAAGUAGGUGCUAAUUGUUAUACAUCUACUAACAAUUAGCACCUAUUAACGUUAACUAAAUAAAUAUCAUCAUCAUCAUCAGCCUAUUAAUAUCCCCACUGCUGGGGCAGAGGCCUUCCCUAUGGAUGGAAUAGGGAGAUUGGGCCAUGACCCACUACGCGGUCCCAGUGCGGAUUGGUGGGUGCUAACGACUGCAGAUGCAACCGGGAUCAACGGCUUAAUGUGCCUUCCGAAGCACGGCGAAGCUCGUCAUAAUAAGUUGUUGGUCACCCAUCCAAUGACCGACCAUUGCGACAGUUGCUUAACUUUCACGAUCUUAGGCGCGAGCUCCUCAUAGACGUGUUGAAUUUCCUCUAGUGCAUGCCUAAUCCUGUCUGAUGGCUGGGUCAUGUGAAUUUUUCUAGUAUUUUUUUUUCUUUAGAUUUAGAUGAAAUUUGGGAUGGAAGAAAAAAGGAUGUUCGGAGGAAUUGAUAAGGAUACAACAUAACACUUUUAGUGCAAGCGUUAUGAAAUGGUACUAUAAAUUCAACAAUAUUUAUCUUAUAUAUAAAAUUCUCGUGUCACAAUGUUAGUUACCAUACCGAAACGGCCUGACCGAUUUUUAUGAAAUUUUAGCAUAUUCCGUGGGUCUGAGAAUCGGCUACUAUCUAUUUUUCAAAUCCUUAAGUGUGUCCACCUGUAACCUACAAUGCGCCUUCACUCCAAAAUUCAAACUAUUGGGUAUUGUAACGUAGUGUUCUCAUAUGGGUUAGGAGGAAUGUUACCCCAGGAAAUAGAAAGGACACUAUGUUACACAACCCUAAAAUUUUUUUUGGACAAUAUUUAUUUUUUUAUAAUGUGGUAUUAAAAAAUACAUACAACCCUAAAUUUUCUCUUCCACCACCUGCCCCUAUUUUUAUGACGCUAUGAAAUUCGCCGGGUCAGCUAGUAUAAUAAUAAAAAUACAAAACACGGGUGUCCGAGACUUCGUCUGUGUCAAAUUGUGGAAAAAUUAAUUUCCCAUACAAACUUUACUAAACCUCCCUUUCCACUCUCCUAAACAGUGUUUUUGGGAUGAAAGCGAAGUGCAAUGGUACGAAAGGUUCAACAAUAUUUAUAUAAUUAAUAGCUGACCCAGCGAACUUCGUACCGCCCUAAAAAAAUAGGGGUUGUCCAGCGGACAAAGUUGUGAAUCUGAACCAUUCUCAGAUCCCCUUGAACACACACAAAAAAUUUCAUCAAAAUCGGUCCAGUCGUGUAAGAGAAGUUCAGUGACAUACACACUCACAGAAGAAUUAUAUAUAUAAAGAUAAAAAUACAAAAUACGCCCGCGAAUUCGUCUGCGUGGUUGAAAAAUUGGUUUCCCAUACUAACUUUCACCCCCUUUUUACCCCCCUAAAGGAUGAUUUUUGCUGAUAUUAUAAAGCCCUGGGACUCUUGACUAUUUGUAUUACAAAUUUCAUCUAAAUCAAGUCAGCGGUUUAAGCGUGAAGAGGUAACUGACAGACAGAUACACUUUUGCAUUUAUAAUAAUAAUAAUUCAUUUAUACCACAAAGAUUAUAGCAUGCCAAUGACAAAAUAAUAAUAAAUAGUUAUCAUUAUGAUACAAAAAGAAAAUUAGAUUACAUCACAACAUACAAUUACAUUUAAAACCAAAUAAAUUAAAAAUUCAAUCAGUUCAAAAUAGUAAAUUUAAAUUCAAUCAAUUUCACACCUAUUAACAGUUUCAAAAUAUCAAAAAAUGAAAAUAAAAUAAUAAUAGCGAAUAAUAAAUAAUAGAAAAAGCUUAUAAUUAAAGUACUUUAAAUCUUUUUGCUGUCAAAUUUCGCAUUUAACGUCAAAACAUUUAAAGUUAUCUCACCAUUAUGUCACAAAAGUGUAUUUACAACAACCCUUUACAAUUCGCAACCCCGCGAAACACAAUUUCGGAAUAUCCCAUGGAGUUACAAUGGAAGUGUCAAAUUUUACACCGUAAAUAAGCUUGCACCACCACGGAAGGGUGAGCCGCGGGAAACCUCCUUAAAAUAUGGCCCCUCUCGAGGGGACGGCAAACACAAUUUUACUCUUUAUCAGUACACUGUUUACCCGGGAUGAUCCGCCAGAACAAUAAAAAAGUGCAGAGCGGGGAAUUCCGUUCAAUCGUUUUAAUAAUAUUUGGAUUUGCUCUAGGUUAUGAGCAGAAUAUUUUAAUGAAAGGUCUAAAAUGAAAGGCAUUUGGUACAAGACCAUAUCAAGUGAACCUCGUCAUAUACCUUGGUUCAACAAUGGUAACAUAGAUCGUAUAUAUAUUAUGAUUAUGCACCGACUUCGUUCUGGACAUAUUCCAUAAAAUAAACUCUUGUUUCUUUAAAAAAAAAAUCCUCUAUUUGUGGAAUAUGUGAGAAAGUGGAGGAUGUGCAACACAUUUUAAUGGAAUGCGUCAAAAAUGAAGCGGAAAGUAGACAUGCAUUCUCCAUCCUUAAAAUUAAUAGGUAUGAAACUGGCAUUUUGCAGGGCAUCCUAGCCAACCCCUUAUCGGAGGAAGCUGGUGUGCUUUGCAAUAUCGCAGCAAAAAUGUUAUGUUAUAAUUAAGUUAUUAAAUACUUUUCAGAAAAUUGUAUGGUCAGGUUACGAUGGGGCUGGUAUGGACAUUUUGGUCCAAAAGUCAAUAAAAGAAAAAAAAAUGGAGGAAAAGUUUGAAGGUACACAUAUCUAUCAAGCUCAUUAUGCGUACGGACGUGUGGUAGAUUUUUUCAUAGUUUCCGUUUAUUAGGAAGUUUUCCGAUUUAUUAGGGAUAUUUUCUCUUAGUAAAACGUAGCCUAUGUAUUAAUCCAGGGUGCCAGCUAACUCUAUUAAAAUCGCUCCAGCGACGUCUAAACGACGUGAAGAAGUAACAAACAUACACACUCACGCACUCACAAACUUUC